Chelonus insularis is the source of this 5625-nucleotide messenger RNA. RefSeq names its product prosap (gene Prosap). Lineage: Eukaryota; Metazoa; Arthropoda; Insecta; Hymenoptera; Braconidae. The coding region runs from base 541 to 4395 and encodes 1284 amino acids. Gene Ontology annotation, cellular component: postsynaptic membrane; postsynaptic density; dendritic spine. The record is from RefSeq and is a predicted model, not a curated record. The transcript is spliced from 13 exons. Gene Ontology annotation, molecular function: synaptic receptor adaptor activity; ionotropic glutamate receptor binding.
GAGUCUUCUUCAGGCUGUCCUAGAGAUAGCAAGUCGUCUCCUAGUUACCGACGAAGUAGGACGUCUACUUAGUCAGCUCAACUGAAACGCGUACAAGUCGACUUAUGAAAUCUUAAGAUAUUGAAGUUGAAUCAGUCAACUUAGUUUGUGACAACUCUAACUCAUUCUCGUUGGUGGAAAGACCACCAAAAAACAAUCCUGACCGUUUCAAUUUAUUAUGCACCUUGAAACAACUUAACAAACAGACAUAUGAUGAUAAUAUCGAUUAGUUUUAUCGAUUGUGGCGGCCAUUUCCUUACGUCUUGAUAAAGUCAUUUUUUGUGUGUUGGUUCAUCAGAACAACUCGUAGGCUCCUUACGACUGUGUGUUUCACGAUUGUGUGAAUCAUUGUGAAAGUAAUCAAUGAAAAGACAACUAAGUGUGAAUUCAAUAUGUAGAUUAUUCAGUGAAUAUAGUUGAAUUAAAGAUUCUUCAUAGGUUUAACACACUAUAGAGUAGACAUAUCACAAUUUGAUUACGAAUGUCGAUGAAUUCGCUGCGAUGGAGUCGUCUGUUGUAAAAAAUAUUGAAUCUUUUACAAAUAAUGAAAGUCCACAACAGACCAGUGACAGUUACAAGAUCGGGACUGAGAUCAUUACAAGUGGGAGAGAAUCCCUACUGAUGCGUAUACAUGUACCUGAACUUUCAAUCAGUAAAUGUCUCCAGUUCGCAAAAGAUCAACUUAUUUGGGAUGCCAAGCAGCAGUGUUUAUCAUCGUUACCGAAGGAGUUGGAGGAGAGUUUCAAUUAUGGGCUGUUCUGCCCACCUAUGAACGGUAAAGCGGGAAAGUUUCUAGAAGAAGAACGCCCAAUUGGGGAUUACACUUUCGAUCAUCCUAUUGGAUAUUUAGAGCUCAAGUACAAAAGAAGAGUAUAUAAAAUGUUUCAUGUGGAUGAAAAACAAUUGAAGUCUCUGCACACGAGAACUAAUUUAAGACGGCUAUAUGAUUACAUAACAAACAAUCAAGUUGAGAAAAUUACAAAACUGUGCAAUAAAGGAUUGGAUCCUAACUUUCACUCCUAUGACAAUGGAGAAACGCCACUGUCUUUUGCUGCGACACUAAAAAAAUCAUCCCAAGUCAUCAUUUCUCUGGUUAAUGGCGGAGCUAUCCUUGAUUAUCGAACAAAAGAAGGGUUAACAGCUCUUCAUCGAGCAGUUGAGAAAAAUAAUUUCGAAGCAGUAAAAACACUUUUAGAACUUGGUGCCAGUCCAAAUUAUAAGGAUCUAAAAGGUCUUACACCUUUGUACUACAGUGUCAUUCACCAAACUGAUCCAAGAAUUUGUGAAAUACUCCUGAACUAUCAUGCAACCAUUGGUUCACAGGACUGUCAAGGAUGGCAGGAGAUCCAUCAAGCAUGUAGAAACAACUUGGUACAGCACCUUGAUCAUCUGUUAUUUUAUGGUGCUGAUUUAAACGCCCAAAAUGCAUCAGGGAAUACUCCACUUCAUGUAUGUGCAGUAAAUAACACAAAUGCCUCUUGUAUUCAACGGCUAUUAUUUCAAGGAGCGCAGAAGAAUAGUCUCAAUUAUGCUAAUCAAACUCCUUACCAAGUGGCAGUAAUUGCUGGAAACAUGGAUCUUGCGGAAAUUAUUGCAAGCUACAAUUGUGGGGAAAUUGAGGAAAACUAUAAUGACAGCCAAACGAAAAUAAAGGGUGACAAAUCGAAAAAUGAAAUAUUACGAUCUGAAAUAACGAAAUCAAUAUCUAGGCCUGGAACAACGGUCAUUUGUACAGAGACAUACAACAGUAGUAUAGCUGGACAUCUGAAUCUCAACCAAGGCGAUAUCUUAGAAGUUAUUGGAGCAACCGAUUGUGGACUCUUGGAAGGUGUCCAGCAUGGCCAUAAAACAGGCCUUUUUCCAGCUCGUUGUGUCCAACAAAUCAAGCAAAGGCAUUCCAACGUAUCACUAUCCACUCAAUUCAUCGAUAGUAAUGCUUCCAUGUGGACCGAUCAGAAUGACAUUCCAUGCGAAUCUUUAGUCACUGUACCGAAAUUGAAACACAUGAUGACCUCCGAACCUAAAACAGUUGUGCUACAUCGUUCAAAAAGAGGUUUCGGUUUUAUUCUUCGAGGUGCGAAAUCAAUGUCAUCUAACUUGACGAGUGCUGCUCCUGCUGCUCAGUAUUUAGAUGAUGUGACUUCUGGUGGGGUUGCAGAUCUUGCUGGUCUCAGAAAAGGUGACUUCUUAAUUGAGAUUAAUGGAGAAGAUAUUUCGGCAGCUUCUCAUGAACACGUGGUAGAAUUAAUAAGAAAUUCCGGUGAAUUAGUGAAAAUGACAGUCAUAACUCCUAUGAACAAUCUCCCUUAUUCAUAUUCAAGUAUGACAUUGCCAACAAGCCAUUUCAAUCAACCUCAAUAUGCAACCUUACCCCGAAAAAGUAGUUGUUGGAAUAUACCAACGAUUAAUACUUUGGGACGAUUACCAGCACCGAUGCCUCCCCGAAGAGAUCCCAGAACUACACUAAGUGUUGGACGAGCCAGAGCCAGAUCAAUGGUCGCCGGAUUAGAAAUGGAUGCUGGAAGGACUGAUGAUAAUACAAGGAAUGAAGAUAAAUUUACUAGUGCCGAAUCACUCCAUGCAUCUCAGCAAACUUUUGUAUGUUCAAACUCCAAGUAUAAUACUUCACACCAGCUACGAUUAAAUAGUAGCUGCGCGCAAUCAACAUUCCAUCCAAUCACAGCUUCACAUAAUGACAAAAGCUCUCGUUUGCCCUUCCCUGAAAAUUAUCUCUGUGGAUCACCAUUGAACAAAUAUUACUGCAGUGCCCUGGAUCUUAAAAUAGAGGUUGAAUCGGUUUUCUCUACAGGAAGGAAUUUCCACAGUCAGGGUGAUAUAAGCAUACUGUCAACGAAGAAAAACACUGCGCUUCCAAACUUCCCUGACCCUUUGUUGUCUUGUAAACAAAGUGCCGAAGAAUAUAACGAAAUGAACGAUCUCUCUAAUAUGAUGAACAAAACAUCUUAUAUACGAAACCUGAUAGAGUUAUGCAGAGGGAAACAUGGGAUGAAAUCUAGCAUUCGACCUUUAAAUAUUGCCAAACUUUAUCCUCAAUUAGAAAAUCUAAAAACUGAAAAAUUUUAUGCUAAAAACUUAUUGAGAAACAGACUCCAAGAAUCAAGUGCUAUAGUUUCCGAAUUAGAGACAUCGAAUAGUAUGUUCCGUAAUGCAUCAAAAAGGUUUCAGAAAGGCAUCCUACUUGGAAAUCAUGAAAAUACAAAGAAGCCAAUAGAUAAAUGUAAUCUAUUUACAACGGCAAUUACUAUUACUACUACUAACACUGCUAUAACUACAACUUCUAUUACUACAAACACUACUAAAACCGUUCCAUUUUGUUCCGAAAGCAUAAAUAAAGUUGAAAAUGAAAAUAAUAAUAAAUAUAUCAAUAACAGCAUUAGCGGAAGCUGUAGUGAUUGUAGUAGCAGUAGUAGUAGUAGUAGUGGUAGUAGAAGUAGUAGUAGUGGUAAUAGUCGUCGUAGGAGUCGUAGAAGUAGUUCUUGUAGUAGUGAUAGUUGUCAAAAUAGCAGUAAUAAAUGCCGUGAAAGUAAUAAUAAUAAUAAAAAAAGUAUCAAAAAUAUCCGAGUAUACAAAGACGAUGGUAUGUACCAUCACAACAACCAUAAUAUUGUUGGAUCUUUACAAGCUAUGUCACAUGUAUCUCAUGAUUUAGAUCUUAUACCUGAACCAGAUUACAGUAUAUCAGAAUCAGAUAAUGAGGAAAAAGAAGAUAUAAAUGCCAGCAAAUCAGAAGUCAAUGAAUGCGUUAGAAAUACUACUGCUUCUGUUGAAAAACAAAAAUUCACUGAAGAAAUUUCAGAUAAUUUCAACAAAGUUGGUGUGAAGUUUCUGGGUGAUGAAACAUCUCCAUUUCCAUCAGAGGUUCAAGAACAGUACGAUACAAAAAUGCCAUCUGAACCAGCAAAAAUUUAUCCCAACAAAUUAAUUAACAACCAGUCAUCUAAAAUUAAAGAAGUUGUUGAUAAUAUUUCCAGUAAUUUUUGUUCUGAUCAAAAUGCUUUUAUGAAAGGAUUGAUUCGUAUCGAUAAUUCAACUAAAAUAAUAAAUAAUGAAGAUAAUAUUAAGAAAGAUGAUCAUCAUUUAGAAAAAUUAACUCAAAUCAAUAAUAUUUUUUCGAGGUAUGAUGUAGGCCUCUCUCAACUACCUCCGCCUAUUGAAAUUGAUAUGGAAGAACAUUACAACAAUUUAUUUGUUCCACCACCACCAGAAUUUAACGUUAGUAUAGCAUUUUCUAACAAAGAUAACGAUAUUGUACUGCCACUACCACCACCCCAAUUCCGUGAUAAUAAACAGUUAUUCCAACAAAAUCUUGUAAAAAGUAAUGAACUACAUUCGUAAAUAAAAUUUAACAAAGUCUCAACAAUUUUUUAUGUGUUAAUUUUUAGUAUAUACAAUAAAAUUAGAGUAAUGAACGAAAAACAAUUUCACAAAUGAAUAUAAAAGUUUAAUAAUGUUUGAACAAUUUUAAUAUGUAAUUAAAUAUAUGUAGUACUGUAAUACAAUCAAUUAAUCCCCAUAGUUCAAUAUGAUUCAGAAACAUUAUAUCACACUGUAUGCUGCCAUGAUUUGUAUUAUAUACCAAAACGUAUGUACAAAUAUGAUUCUUUGACUUUAAUGAAAUGACAGACUAAAAGAUCAGUCCAAUUUAAUUCCAGUAAAUGAAAAAAGGUCCAAUAACUUCAACUAAAACAUAUAAAAAAACAACCUCUGCUCGAGUUGGUUCAAAUUUUAUUCUAUUUAGUGUGAUUUGUACAAAUUUUCCAAAGAUUUUUUUUUUUUACUAUUAAGAAUUUGAACCAAUCUUUGUAAAUAAUCAGAUGAUGCUAUUAUGUGAUAGUUUUACGUAAGCCUGCGUGGAAGAAUGAGUUGUUGAGAAUUAAGGAUUCUAGUUCUAGAUUCCCUGAAAAUCUAAAAAGCAACCUACUGAACUAUCCAAUAGUCAUUAAAAUAUACUCAAAAUUCUAUCUUAUCUCUAAUAGAAUAACCAAAUGAUAACUUCCAAUUCUGAUCUUAAAUCGAAGGCAUUCAAGUUUACUAAUUACAAAAAAAUAAAACCAGAAAAGCUUGAUAUGAACUGAAAAGAAAUUUUGUUUUUUUUUUGAUAUAUAAUAGAUCUGUUACUGAAGAUAAACAAAUAUAAGUGAAUUUUGUAGAUUUUUGUAAUUUCGUCAAUAAUUAAUAUCAUGAAGGUUUGUCUAUACCAAUUUUUAAACAUUUUACUGUUUUAAAAACAUCACUGAAGAAAUACAAUACCAUCAAAAGAUUUAGUUAUUAAGAUAUUCUGAAUCUAAGCUUAUGGAGCAACAUUAUUUGUUCGAAAACAAAGUUCAUGAUGUAGUACAACCAACAAAAGAGUUGUUUCACCUGCUAUUCAAAUCUCAUAGGAGGUUCAAUAUUGACCAGUGACUUAAAUGGCUCUUUUCGUGGUUCUAUUAUACCAUAAUUAAGUGAGAAUGAAAAUGAGAAACGGUGCCAAUGCCCCGUAAUACACUGGAUAUUUAAUUUUCGGGUGAGAUGUAAGUUGUGUAAAAUGAUCAUUAAGAGUAAUUAAAAUAUUAUGACAACAUA